AUGGCAUCAGCGGCCGCACAGUACAGCCGCCCGUUGCAGCGUAAGCUGCAGGAGGCGGGCCUGCAGGGAUGCGUCGACGCAGCUGCGUUCAAACGCCUGCUGCAGUACGCGGAGGACGUGCAGGGCAGCCUGGACAAGGUCCACCAGAUCCUGGCGGUCCUCAAAACGAUAGCCUUGUCUACCGAGGGCGACGACGACGGUGGCGUGGUGACGCGCGCAAACGUCGAGUCCGCCAUCAGCCAGAUCGCGGGGGCGGCGCCCCGCCGCGACCUCGCGUUUGUGGUCGACGCGUUUGACGUGCCGCGCGUGGUGUACGACCCGGUCAGCAAGCGCAUGCACGCGGACGGGCGGCCCAAGACGAUGCUCCCAACUGCUGAGCGCCUCCGCCGCAACCGCCGCUUCCAGCCGCCCAACCCGCUGCAGGCCGCGGCGGGGGCGGCGCCGCAGGCGCAGCUGACAGAGUUGAUGGGCCUCAAGGGCAGCGGGGGGGAGACCUGCAUCGUCAUGGGCAUAAUCUGCUCUCAGGAGGACGGCCACCUGGCUAUUGAGGACACCGGCGCCAAGGUGCCCCUGGACCUCUCUCAGGCCAGGCUGGCCUCGGGGUUCCUCACAGGCCUUGGCGGCGGCGCCGCGCUCUUGGGCCCCGACAGCGGGCUGCACCUGCCUGCCAGCGACCGCGCUCUACACGCGCCCGCCGGCCGCGCCCGCCGACCUGCUGGACCGCGGCUGACAAAAUCUGGCCACGCCUCUUCCCCCGAAGAGAACUGCGUGGUCGUGGCCGAGGGCGCAAUGGGCCGCGACGGCGUCUUCCGCGCCGCCGCCGUCGGCUUCCCGAGCUGCGAGCCGCGGGCCGCGCUGCCGGCCACCGCGGCGCGGCUCAACUUCUUCGGCGCCCCGGAGCUGAGCGCCGAGGAGGAGGCGGCCGCGGAGAUGGCGGAGUUGGACGGCGGGGAGGAGCGGAUAGUUUUCUUGUCGGACGUCUGGUUGGACAGGCCGGACACUUUUGAGCGCCUGGGCACCAUCUUUUCCGGUGAGCCCUCAGUGUUUGCUCCGGCGGGGGGCCGGUCGAGGCGGAGACGCCUGUGA
Monoraphidium neglectum is the source of this 1086-nucleotide messenger RNA. RefSeq lists its product as hypothetical. Gene Ontology annotation, molecular function: DNA binding. Lineage: Eukaryota; Viridiplantae; Chlorophyta; Chlorophyceae; Sphaeropleales; Selenastraceae. The record is from RefSeq and is a predicted model, not a curated record. The transcript is spliced from 5 exons. Gene Ontology annotation, biological process: error-prone translesion synthesis; DNA-templated DNA replication. The coding region runs from base 1 to 1086 and encodes 361 amino acids. Gene Ontology annotation, cellular component: epsilon DNA polymerase complex.